AUGGCCCAAUGAAUAAUGGGAGGGUUAAUCUCGUGCAUGGGACAAAUGGGACUUUCGGACCCUCCCGUGGAGUCACCGUGCGUCGCCAGCUUAACAACCGAACCAACCACGUUUCACGCUCUUUUCGGUGGUAGAGAAAGAGAGGUGGAAGCGAGCAAGGGCUGAUAGAUAAGCCAGAGGACGACACCCAAACUGGUCGACCGUACAUUUCUUAGUAGUGGCGAGAAAAUGCAACGGCUGCCAUACGAAUGCGGCGGCUGUUGAAACACCGGUGCCUAGAGUCGUUGCAGUUUGGAUUCUUUUCAUUUUAGAUUUGUUCCUCUUUCUUGAAGGGUCGUGUAUUUUGUUUGUUUCCUGCGUUUCCAAGCGAUGGUGGCAACAUUUCGGGAGGUGUUUGCGGAAGCUGUCCCAGUGUUUGCGGAGCAGGUUGAGAAUGCAAGUCUGGAUGUAGCUGAUUGGAGUACCAGAGUUGGUGAUCAGAGCGCGGAGGGGGAGGAGGGGAGAUUCUGAAGGGGGUUUUUCUGUGUGUGACUCUUGAGCGGCCAUGUUAACCAAGAAGCCCUCCGCUGCCGUCUACUCAUCUGGCAAAGGGGGUGAGAUCUGCCAGCUAGAGUCUUCCCCCGGAAUCGGCGUCGGGGGUCUCCGGCCCGCAGUAGGGACCGACCCGACAUCUCCAGUCACAUUACCACCCCUCAGGAAUACCAACUCGCUAACACAGGUGGGAGGCAAUAAGCACACAAUGAAUGACCACCUGCACAUCGGGAACCACCAGCAGAUUCACGUUCAGCAGCUGUUCGAGGAGAACAGCAACAAACGGACGGUGCUGACCACGCAACCGAAUGGGUUGACACCAUCGAACCGGACCGGUCUCCCGGUGCCGGACCGGCCUCAGGAGAGCAGCCAGUGCCGGCAAGGCAGCUCCACCUCCAUCAAGUCCACAGAGAGCAAGCCCAAGGCCACCCCGUUGACACCCGACCAGUCCAUGAAGCAGUACAUGGCCAAGCUGUCGGCCUUCGAGCACCAGGAGAUCUUCAAUUACCCCGAGAUCUACUUUGUGGGCCCCAACGCCAAAAAACGACCGGGGGUUGUCGGCGGUUCCAACAACGGGGGCUAUGAUGACGAUCAGGGCUCGUACAUCCAUGUGCCCCACGACCACCUUUCAUAUCGCUACGAGGUGCUGAAGGUCAUCGGCAAGGGCAGCUUUGGACAGGUGGUGAAGGCCUACGACCACAAGACGCACACACACGUGGCACUGAAGAUGGUGCGCAACGAGAAGCGGUUCCACCGGCAGGCGGCGGAGGAGAUCCGUAUCCUCGAGCACCUACGCAAGCAGGACAAGGACUCCACCAUGAACGUCAUCCACAUGCUGGAGCACUUCACGUUCCGCAACCACAUCUGCAUGACCUUCGAGCUGCUCAGCAUGAACCUAUACGAGCUCAUCAAGAAGAAUAAGUUCCAGGGCUUCAGCCUGCCGUUGGUGCGCAAGUUCGCGCACUCAAUCCUGCAGUGCCUGGACUCGUUGCACAAGAACCGGAUCAUCCACUGCGACCUUAAGCCGGAGAAUAUCCUACUGAAGCAGCAGGGUCGCAGCGGGAUCAAGGUGAUCGACUUUGGCUCCAGCUGUUACGAGCACCAGCGGGUCUACACCUACAUCCAGUCUCGCUUCUACAGGGCCCCGGAGGUGAUCCUGGGGGCUCGGUACGGGAUGCCCAUCGACAUGUGGAGCCUGGGGUGCAUCUUGGCGGAGUUACUCACAGGGUACCCUCUUGCCGGGGAAGACGAAGGGGACCAACUGGCCUGCGUCAUCGAGCUUCUUGGCAUGCCCUCGCAGAAGCUUCUGGACUCAUCCAAGCGGGCCAAAAAUUUCGUCAGCUCCAAGGGGUAUCCCCGCUACUGCACGGUCACCACCCUGCCUGACAACACGGUGGUGCUGAACGGGGGGCGGUCGCGCCGGGGCAAGCUAAGGGGUCCCCCAGGGAGCAAAGACUGGGUGACGGCGCUCAAGGGCUGCGACGAUCCCCUCUUCUUGGACUUCCUCAAACAGUGCCUGGAGUGGGAACCCCCGCCCUGCGCAUUGACGCCAACGCAGGCCCUGCGUCACCCUUGGCUCAGGAGACGCUCCUGCCCAAACCUCCCACGGGGGAGGAAGACUCGGUAAAGCGGAUCACCGGGGGCA
Molecule: messenger RNA, 2176 nt
Organism: Clupea harengus (Atlantic herring)
Lineage: Eukaryota; Metazoa; Chordata; Actinopteri; Clupeiformes; Clupeidae
Gene: dyrk2
Product: dual specificity tyrosine phosphorylation regulated kinase 2
Biological process (GO): peptidyl-serine phosphorylation; peptidyl-threonine phosphorylation
Cellular component (GO): cytoskeleton; nucleus; cytoplasm
Molecular function (GO): ATP binding; protein serine/threonine/tyrosine kinase activity; protein serine/threonine kinase activity
Source: RefSeq, a predicted model, not a curated record